GGAGGCCGGGCACCCCGCCCCGCUGCCGCCGGGGCUGGCUGCCCGUGGCCCGGCGCCUCUCAGCUCCUCUCCCGUGCAGUCAGCUGCAGCCGCCGCGACGAGGGAGGCUGAGCUAAGCCCGCCCCGCCGGACGUGGCCCCGGUAGCUGAGCAAGAGGCGGCGGGCGGAGAGGGGACGGGAAAGGGACAUGGCGGAGACCGGCUCCGUGCACGCCACCAGGUUCGAGGCGGCCGUGAAGGUGAUCCAGAGCCUGCCCAAAAAUGGUUCAUUCCAGCCAACGAAUGAAAUGAUGCUCAAGUUCUAUAGCUUUUAUAAGCAAGCAACCCAAGGACCCUGUAACAUUCCACGACCUGGAUUUUGGGAUCCAAUUGGUAGAUAUAAAUGGGAUGCUUGGAGUGCCUUGGGAGACAUGUCCAAAGAAGAAGCCAUGAUAGCCUAUGUUGAAGAAAUGAAAAAGAUUCUUGAGAGCAUGCCAAUGACGGACAAAGUGGAAGAGUUACUGCAAGUGAUAGGCCCUUUCUAUGAAAUAGUAGAAGAUAAAAAGAACAGAGGAUCUGACCUAACCUCAGUUCAAAUGGAGAAAGUCUCUAAGUAUUUGGAAGGCCUUAGCAAUGUCAUGAAUUCCACUCCAAAUAUAAAGGCUGUGAAUGGAAAAGCUGAAAGUAGUGACAGUGGAGCAGAGUCAGAAGAAGAAGGGCUUCGUGAAGAGGAGGAAAAAGAACUGCAGCUAAAUGACAAGGACUACAAGAAUGUGAAACCAGACUCAGCAGCUGCUAAGGAUUUGGAAAGCAUUGUUACCAAUGGCUGCUGCAAGGACAGCUUUAUCCCAGAGAUGCAGAAUGGCAUCCAGACCAAAUCUGCCCUGAAUGGCUUGAACCUGAAGGAAGAAGAACUAAAGAAAAUGGAGCAAAGCCUAGGAACAGUUAAUAACAGUGCUCACCAAGCUGCAAACGAUGAGAACACUGAAGAGGUCUCAGCAACUCAGCACUUAACCAGUGAUUCUGACAGUGAAGUUUAUUGUGACUCCAUGGAGCAACUUGGACUAGAAGAGCCCUUGGAGGUCAUCACGUCAGCUAAAGGACCUCUAAAGCAUUCAUCCCGUUUCUUGGACGUCGAGCACAGUCCUCCAUUAGAAAAUACAGAUUUACCAAGGCCUGCUUGCCUGACUUAUGGGAAUCUCCAACCUGGAAAUGCUGUAGAGGGAGCAGCUCAAGAAGAAGGUGAAGUCAAGUGUGGAGGAGAAGAUGGCAAAGCCAGCAAUGGAGGCCCUCACAAAGAGAAGAAAGGUGGAGAAAAAGCAGAUUUCUACAGUGUCAGAAGAGGGAGAGGGCACAGACUUCAGCCUCUAGGAGAUGGUUCCCAGGGUGGCCAGAUGGGUAGUGGAGGGGACGGAGAGCGCUGGGGAGCAGACAGAAUACCCAGGGGUAGCCUCAAUGAACAGAUUGCAGUCGUGCUGAUGCGGUUGCAAGAAGACAUGCAGAAUGUCAUGCAGAGGCUGCACAUGCUGGAGGUGGCUACAGCAUCACAGGCAAAAUCUGCAGCAGAACAGUCAAAUUCUGAGCCUGCCUCUUCUGCCAAGAAAUCAUCAUGGUGGCCCUUUGAAAUUUCUCCUGGAAUUUUAGCCUUUGCUGUUGUAUGGCCAUUUAUUGCCCAGUGGCUGGUGCAUGUGUAUCUCCAAAGGAAGCGAAGGUAAAGAAAACUGAACUGAGAAUUCAUGACUUUGCUUAAAGACUGCUGGAGAAGAUGGCCCUGGAAGGUGAAGGAAUUCUGAAAUCUCAUGGAACUGCAGAAUCUGGGAUGAUUCCUUCUGCUGUAGUAAUAUUUUGUACUACCUUUGAGCUAAACAUUGAAGGACUAACAUUAUUGAAACUUGAAUGAUUCACAGCUCCUAGGCUACAAAUAAUAAUUCCAUCCUCAAAAAAUCAUAGGAACAUUAAUUGUGGAAGGUGCUUGUGGAUGGGCCUGCAGUAAUUACUGAUGUCAGAGGGUGAAGAGAAUAUCGUCUUUGUAAAAGAGGAAGUGAAAAUGUACAAAACUCUCACUUUAAUCUAGAAAUUAUUUUACAUCCCUGCCUCUCUCUCCACAGGGUUAGACAUUAGCAGAAGAAAGCACUAAUAAAGUACAAAUUCAAGACUCUGUAAGCUGUUGGAAAAAUACAGUCUAGCUCUGAGGAAUGUAACUGGUUCUUUUUGCUGCUAAAAGAGUGUGGGCAAAUUCCCAUGUGCACUGAAUCCUUUAGCAUCGUGAAGGAGAUUUGGGAAUGGAUCUCAGUCAAUAUCAAAAGUUAGAGACACUCAGAGCAGAGGGACUAGAAUGGAAGGGUGGAGCAGUGCCUGGUACAAGGGAGCCAGCUAAAGCAGCUGCCCCUGACACUUUUAUCUCUGAGAACUUGUCCUUGCUGGCAGCAGCUGGUUGGAGCAGAGUUUAAGCACAAGCUGCUUUCAGAUGAGAGUAGCCAGCCUGGUAAGCAUCUCUCUGAGCUCAGUUCUGUCAGUUUGUCAAGAUUUAAUCUUGCCCUAAACUUUUGUGGACUUGUCCCAAGUCACAUUAGGAAAGUUACCAGUUCUGGUUUUCUUCUCUUUCCUUUCAGAACAAAACUUCUCAGCUAAUUUUGGUGCCACUUUCCUUCUUCCCCCCCCGAGUAUUUAUUAACCAGCAGGCAGUGAGGUCUGCUCGACUAAAGCAUGCUUUACACUAAUUUUAAAAGUUAAUAUAUUGUCUGAAUCUCUAGCAAAGGGAAAUGUGCUCAAAAUAGAUUUGACAGAAGAUUAAGACAUUCAUUUGCUCUAAAGAAUUACAUCAUACCAUAACCUGUGCUUAGGAUCUGAACCUUCAGGAAUGCCACACUGUUCACAACAUGCACCUUGUACAAAUGGAACUGUUGAGGGAAGUUUAUCUUUUUGUCCUUCCUGAAAACCUUUUAUAGUUUGGAAAACAUUUUUCAUGCACUGUAGACAUUUUAUACAGCUCUACUGUAUAAAAAUGUAGCCCCAGAACAGAAUCUUUGUUUUACCAGAGCAAUUUUAAUCCUGUUUUUAGUUAAGUAUGGGGUGUUUUUAAAGAGUUCCUUUCCCCUUCUUCCAUUUUUUUCUUAUUGUAAAGCUGAAUUGAAAAAUAAAAUGUAAAGAACCUCUUUGAAGACUGCUGUAACACUCAGGUGGUUCCAGGUGCCAGAGACGAGUUUUGGCAUGAAAUGUACCAAAAACUCAGGUUUGAACAAAGCUUCUGCUGUGACCUGAAGCCAUUGUGCCUGUAGCUUGAAGUUCCUUAAGUGUUUGACUUCUUACCAUAAAAUGAUAGAAAUGACUAUACAGGAAGGAUACUGAAGCUUGAAGGUCACUUUAAAAGCCACCUCUUGAAGCAGUGUAGCUCACAACAGGAUGAAGCACCCAGGAGUGCCUCCUCCCCUAGUUUCUACCCAUGACAUAUUGGUGUCUAGCUUUUAGAGGUGGUACAGACAUCCUCCAAGAUACUGAACUGUUACCUUCCCCUGAAAGAAAUGUAGGUGUGUGCCAUCCUUGUUAUUUAUUCAUGUUCAAUAAACCAAUCCCUUAAUAUUUGCUAUUUUAUCCUGCAUUUUCUUACUCGGUAAUAAGUGCUGUAUCCUAGCUGGUUGGGCUGUAGAGAAGAGCCUGCUGGCUACAGUGUGAAGCAACAGCCUAGCAGCAAGUUAUGCUUUCCCAUUUCCAACAUUUGUGCUUCCUACACUUACCUUUGAU
Molecule: messenger RNA, 3719 nt
Organism: Dryobates pubescens (Downy woodpecker)
Lineage: Eukaryota; Metazoa; Chordata; Aves; Piciformes; Picidae
Gene: ACBD5
Product: acyl-CoA binding domain containing 5
Exons: 13
Coding region: 188-1693 (501 amino acids)
Biological process (GO): fatty acid metabolic process; autophagy of peroxisome
Cellular component (GO): peroxisome
Molecular function (GO): fatty-acyl-CoA binding
Source: RefSeq, a predicted model, not a curated record